Messenger RNA from Ornithodoros turicata, 696 nucleotides. It is a transcript of the gene SsRbeta, whose product is annotated as translocon-associated protein subunit beta-like. The transcript has 6 exons. Bases 104 to 667 code for a protein of 187 amino acids. Gene Ontology annotation, cellular component: endoplasmic reticulum; membrane. The record is from RefSeq and is a predicted model, not a curated record. Lineage: Eukaryota; Metazoa; Arthropoda; Arachnida; Ixodida; Argasidae.
UUCUAGCUACCAUACUGGAGCCACGAGCCGCUGCGGAGAAUCCAAGCGAGCUGACUUUUAAUCCAAGUCAAGCCUCUUUUCGUGUCUCCUCCACGUUGUCAGUAUGUUACGUGCACUGUUGGCGAUCACAUGCCUAAGUCUGGCAUGGGGUGCUGAGGAAGAAAUCACAGAAGCACGGUUGCUGGUUCAGAAAAGGAUCCUCAACCGGUUCCUUGUUGAAGGGAGAGACAUCAUCGUAGAUUACAACAUCUACAAUGUUGGUGGAAGUGCAGCACUUGAUGUCAGGAUUGUGGACAACUCAUUUGGGGAAGCAGACUUCCAGGUUGUCAGUGGGAUGCUCAAGCUGAAGGUGGACAGGCUGCCACCAAAUGCUAACCUGAGCCACACAGUGGUUAUCAGGCCUCUGAAGCCUGGUCGUUUCAAUUUCACAAGUGCAGAUGUUUACUAUAGAACCUCGGAAGAGAGUGAAGAUAUCCAGGUUGGGCACACAACUGAGCCUGGGGAGGGAGGCAUCAUUCCUGUGCGGGACUUUGACCGUACAUUCUCUCCACAUGUGAUGGACUGGAUGGCUUUUGCUGUGAUGACCCUUCCAUCUCUGGGAAUUCCCUUCCUCCUUUGGUACACCAGCAAGUCUAAGUAUGAGGCCAAGCAGUUUAAGAAACACUGACGAAAAUAAAGUGCUCUUUUUAUAAUAAC